CUGAUGCAACGUUUUGACAUCUGAUUUGCCUCCUGCCAAAUUAUUCCAUCUGCACUAUAACCAAGUUUAAAUAUUGGAGUUAUUUAGUGCUUAAUAAUACCUGUAAUUAUGGAUGAAGAUUUGAUUUUUGACCCUUCUUUAAAGAAGAAAAAGAAGAAGAAGACUGGCUUUGAUAUGGACGCUGCCCUUGCAAGUGAACAAGGCGAUACCACGAGUGUUGAGGCGCCUGCUGAGUCCGGUGACGUCGACGUCCCCGAAGAUGAAAACAUGGACUUGGAUAAUUUUGGUAAGAAGAAGAAAAAGAAGAAGAAGACCUUUUUCAACUUAGACGAACUGGAGAGCGCGUUGCCUGAAACGAAAGAGGAAAAACCGCCAUCGGAAGAACCAGAGCAACAGGAGGAUGAAGUUAUAGAUGACUUAGAUCUAGAAAUAGAUUUUUCUAAAAGUAAGAAGAAGAAAAAGAAGAAAAAUAUUGAUGAACUGGUUAUUGAAGACGAUGCUAAAGGAGAUGAUCAAGAGAGAGAGGACGAUGUCCAUGGCGAUUGGGUUGGAAGCGAUCGUGAUUAUACCUACGACGAGCUUCUGGAGCGUGUGUUUGAUAUAAUGAGAGAAAAGAACCCCAGCAUGGUGUCCGGAAAGAAACAAAAAUUCAUCAUGAGACCACCUCAAGUCGUUAGGAUUGGUACAAAGAAAACAUCAUUUGCAAACUUUACAGAGAUUUGUAAAACCCUUCAUCGUCAACCAAAACAUUUACUAGACUUCCUCCUUGCUGAAUUGGGAACCAGUGGUUCUGUUGAUGGUAAUAGCCAGCUUAUUAUUAAAGGACGUUUCCAACAGAAACAAAUAGAAAAUGUUUUGCGCCGAUAUAUUAAGGAAUAUGUCACAUGUCAUACAUGUCGCUCCCCAGAUACAAUUUUACAAAAGGAUACUCGAUUAUUCUUCCUUCAAUGUGAAACUUGUGGAUCCCGAUGCUCUGUAGCCAGUAUCAAAUCUGGUUUCCAGGCAGUGACAGGAAAGAGAGCUGCCAUGCGUGCAAAGACUGCAUAGAUAAAUAGUGCUUAGUGGUAAUCAAUUUUACAAUUGAGGAUCCGGGGUACAUACAGUGAAUUUCCUUCUUCAAGUUUUAAAUCUUUUAAUAUAAUAUUAUAUUAGCAUUUAUUUCAGCUGUAAAUCUGGUGCUGAUUGAAUAUUAUGUUCUAAUGUAAAAUAUUAUGUAUUUCUAAGAAGCAGGUGUGUACUAUUUCCAUUCAUAUUAUGACAUUUUGUUACUGCGGAUACAUAUAUUUACUUGUUGUAUUAAUAUAUUUUACUGAUGUAAAUUGAGUGAUUAACUCCAUAUAUAUGAAGUAUUAUGUGGUCUCAAAUUUUUUGUUUAUUUUGGUUGCUGGAACAACAUUGAAUUGAAAUUCUGGAUGUACCCUACAUUAACCCCCAUAUGUAUAGCUCACUUCUGUAUUAUUCUCAUUGGUACACAAACUUUUUAA
Danaus plexippus (monarch butterfly) is the source of this 1484-nucleotide messenger RNA. RefSeq names its product eukaryotic translation initiation factor 2 subunit 2 (gene eIF2beta). Gene Ontology annotation, biological process: translational initiation; formation of cytoplasmic translation initiation complex; formation of translation preinitiation complex. NCBI's taxonomy places the organism in Eukaryota, Metazoa, Arthropoda, Insecta, Lepidoptera, Nymphalidae. The coding region runs from base 109 to 1047 and encodes 312 amino acids. The transcript has a single exon. Gene Ontology annotation, molecular function: mRNA binding; translation initiation factor activity; translation initiation factor binding. The record is from RefSeq and is a predicted model, not a curated record. Gene Ontology annotation, cellular component: eukaryotic translation initiation factor 2 complex.